Blastomyces dermatitidis ER-3 is the source of this 519-nucleotide messenger RNA. RefSeq lists its product as uncharacterized. NCBI's taxonomy places the organism in Eukaryota, Fungi, Ascomycota, Eurotiomycetes, Onygenales, Ajellomycetaceae. The coding region runs from base 1 to 519 and encodes 172 amino acids. The record is from RefSeq and is a predicted model, not a curated record. The transcript has 3 exons.
AUGUCGUCCCCUCUCUGUGUGUUAACCCGAGGCUCGAAGCUGGUUGGUAAACGCUGCCAUACCUAUGUUUUGCUUGAUCCGCUCAUUCAGCGCGAAGGUAAACGGUGCAAUGUCUGGAGCGCGCUCAAAGGAGAACGACCCAAUGCGCCAGAGCUGUUGUAUAAAUCUGGCUACAUCCGUCGGAUGGUCGAUGUUGUCCCGCCUCCUUCUGAUGUGGAGCCUCAGACCAUGGUUCUCGAGGCGUUCGAGAAAUCGUUGUGGAGCGCAAGAUCUAUCGCAAUUGGACUGGGACUAUACACCACAAGAAUAUCGUUUAUACAGGUUUGUUGCCGAGAACGGGACUUAACAUUGAAUAGACACUCUGUGCCAGACUUGAAGAUGGAGAACGUCCUAGUCAAUGGGUUCGAUAACAAGUCCCCAGGCUCCGGUGAACGUUUGGUAACAAAGAUUGCUAAUCUUGGGACGGUACCUGCACCUGCUUCAAGCCCACAUCAAUUUCAAGAAACCCGGGAUGUUUGA